This is a messenger RNA of Suillus paluster, 735 nucleotides long. RefSeq lists its product as uncharacterized. The coding region runs from base 1 to 735 and encodes 244 amino acids. Lineage: Eukaryota; Fungi; Basidiomycota; Agaricomycetes; Boletales; Suillaceae. The record is from RefSeq and is a predicted model, not a curated record. The transcript has 4 exons.
AUGUCAUCUGCACUCACCUAUCCUCUUCCUCUUCUCCCUUCUAUCCCAGACGAUCUCGAGAACCUCGACGCACGCCAGGCUCUACCUCAUUUAAUGGCACUAAUGAAGAACACCCUCAUCCGUGGUCUGAAUCGCAUUCAUGCAUGUGCGCCUCUUGUCAUCAUCGGCCACCCCGCUCUUCCGCCUUUCCUUGACUACGUGCACUCGCUCCUCGUGCAAUUGGAUGUGCAUCUCGAGGAGGACGCUGCUUUUUUCUCUGCGAACGCACUUGCAGAGAUCGCUACAUCCGACGCUAACCCAGAUACUAAGACUAUCAGGGAAUCUAUAAUUUCAUUGACAAGUUUGGUGUCGACGUGGAUCAACGAUGACUCCACUUACUGUUCGAGUGCUCUAUGCGACGGACUCUCGUUUGGACCUCCUCUGGUUGUGGUUAUGCAGGCACAGAUCAAGAUGCUUACCCCCACGCUGCUCAGCUCGAUUAUAUCGCACCUGGACCUUCUUGAAUUGAUUAAAGGCAGCGUCGGUCGCGUCAGCGAACGAUCCGAUAUCACCUUCUUGCUCCCUUUUGUUGUCUCGCAUCAUGAUCAUACCACCUCCACCCAUUGGCCCAAGAUUCCCGAAGAUGGUAUUGAGACGCUCCCGACCCUUAUUCUCAGUCAUCCAGGAUGCUGGCAAUUUGCGCCGUUCAAUCCUAUCACUCGUGAGACUCAGAGCUUAAUCGCCAUCUCUGCUUAG